CCAUCUCUCUCUACCAUAACACUUUGUCUGGUCCCAUUCCUUCUUGCCUUGGAAACUUGUCACAGCUCAAACUCCUGUACCUCGUCAACAACGGCAUCAAUGGUCCAAUUCCUCAUGAAUUCGGCAAUCUGGUCAACAUGGAGGAUCUCAGGCUGUCAGAGAAUCUCUUAACAGGCACCAUCCCUUCUAGUUUAGGGAACCUAACAAAUCUAGAGAUUCUGUACAUCAGCAUGAACGAGCUAUCCGGGCCAAUACCACCAGUUCUUGGGAGACUGUCCAUGCUUAAAUCUUUGUCAUUGAGCUUUAAUCAACUCUCAGGAACCAUUCCUCAUGCACUAGGAAAUUUGCUGAGUCUGGAAGAUCUGCUAGUCUCCAAGAAUCAGUUAUCUGGUCUGGUUCCCCCAUCUUUUGGCAACCUGACGAGGCUGACAGACCUGGAGAUCUUCCAGAAUCAGCUCUCAGGUCCUUUGCCUCAAGAACUAGCUAACCUCACCAACAUCUCUCAGCUGCAGUUGAGUAACAACGACUUCUCAGGCCCUUUGCCUCCAGAUGUAUGCAAGGGAGGAAAGCUCGAGUAUUUCGGCGCGAUUGAAAACCGUUUCGAUGGUCCGAUAUCGAGAAGCUUGAGGAACUGCACCAGUCUGGUAAGGCUUCUACUGAGCACUAACCAUCUCACAGGUGAUGUCUCCCAAGUCUUCGGAGUGUACCCUAAUCUGGAAUUCGUCGAUCUAAGCGACAAUAGAUUCUCCGGCGAACUCUCGACGAACUGGGUCAAGUGUCCAAACUUAGCCACUCUGCACAUGUCAGGCAACAAGAUCACAGGAAGAAUACCUCCUCCGUUUGGCAACAUGACUCGGUUGGCAUCACUUGAUCUAUCUUCUAAUCAGAUAGUUAGAGAGGUGCCAAAGCAACUGGGUGGUUUAACCUCACUGCUAUAUCUGAAUCUAAGCAAUAACCUAUUGUCAGGGAGAAUACCAUCAGAGAUCGGAAACUUGUCUAGCUUAGCCACUCUUGAUCUCUCUAACAACCACCUUACUGAGACCAUACCCAUGCAAAUAGGGCAGUGCCUUAAACUCCUUGACCUGAGGUUGAGUGCAAAUGAGCUGAAUGGAAGCAUUCCUCUGGAGAUUGGGAGGCUAGUGAACAUCCAAGAGAUGCUUGACCUCAGUCAUAAUUCUCUCACAGGGACCAUCCCAAGUGACAUUGGCAGGCUUGAUAAGCUGGAAAACCUGAACCUCUCACAUAAUGGACUUUCCGGUUCCCUUCCAUCAAGCUACAGUGACAUGCAAAGCUUGUUAACCUUUGAUGUGUCGUACAACAACUUGGAAGGGCCAAUUCCUGAGAAUCGAUUCUUGCGGAAUGCGCAGGUAGAAUGGUUUGAGCACAACAAAGGCUUGUGCGGCAAAGUGCUUCAUUUAUCUCCAUGUCCACAACCUGCAAGCCGCCAUGGUUCAAACAAGCGCCGCAAAAUAGUUCUUGCAAGUGUGCUUCCUCCAGUGGUGCUUCUUUUCCUCGUGAUUCUACUCGGAUUGAUCAUUACACUCCGCGUUCGACGGAAAAAUCUGAAGGAAAACAACACGGAAGCCUCCGAUAAGGAUCUACUUUCUGCGUUGGAUUUUGAUGGAAAGGUUCUGUAUGAUGAAAUCGUUGAAGCCACAGAAAACUUUGAUGAGAAGUACUGUAUUGGGGUGGGAGGAUACAGCAGUGUCUACAAAGCACAGCUCCGUACAGGCCAGGUAGUAGCUGUUAAGAAGCUUCAUUCUUUAGACGAUGAGAGAGGAUUCAGGAGUGAGAUUGAGGCCCUGACCAAGAUACGGCAUCGUAACAUCGUGAGAUUUUAUGGCUUCUGCUCUCAUGCUCGGUGCAUGUUUCUCAUCUAUGACUACAUUGAGAAGGGCAACUUAUCGACCAUUCUGAGCAGUGAAGAAGUAGCCACCGAACUGGACUGGAGUAAGAGAGUAUGCCUCAUCAAGGAUGUGGCCGAUGCUUUGUCCUACAUGCACCAUGAUUGCAGUCCGCCUGUCGUGCACCGAGACAUAUCGAGCAAGAACAUUCUGCUGGAUUCAGAGCUCAAGGCUCGUGUUGCAGACUUUGGCAUUGCAAGGUCAGUGAAUCCGGAUUCGUCGAAUUGGAGUGAGCAUGCAGGCACACCCGGAUACAUGGCACCAGAGCUUUCUUACACCAUGAAGAUCACCGAGAAGCAUGAUGUGUAUAGCUUUGGCGUGGUGAUUCUGGAAGUGCUGCAAGGGAGGCAUCCUGGGGAGCUCAUCUCCGCUUGGCCAUCAGAUGGUCAAAGUAUAUUGCUCAUGGAUCUACUGGACCAACGUAUCCCACUCCCAACACCGGAGGAAUCAAAUGCUGUGAUGUUGGCUGCAAAGCUUGCGCUACAAUGCAUCAGCAUCAGACCACAGUCUCGACCAAGCAUGCAACAUGUAUCUCAAGCACUUGAUGCUGGCAAGGUUGAAGCUACUCGGCAGCCUUUUCACACAGUUCAAUUGCAUCGGUUGAUGAGGUUCACAUGAAAUAAAGCAUUGGAAGAUUGCAAGCAUGACAGAACUUUAGCAUUUUUAUACUAGCAUAUAUAUGUAGAUUUUCAUGUAUAUCAUACAUUGUAAGGGUCAGUUGCAUGGAAGAUUUGGGAUUUUUAUUCCUUGAUAUACAUUGUAAGGGUCAUUUUUAUACUACAAUCACAAUGCAUCACUUUGCAUGAUCACAUGGAACUUUGGCAUUUUUAUUGCGUGCAUGUCUCAUCUAUUAUCAUGUUUUACCAUAUGUAAGUAUGAUCCAAAAUAAAUGCAACAAAA
Messenger RNA from Musa acuminata AAA Group (dessert banana), 2804 nucleotides. Its product is annotated as MDIS1-interacting receptor like kinase 2-like. Gene Ontology annotation, molecular function: ATP binding; protein kinase activity; protein binding. The coding region runs from base 138 to 2522 and encodes 794 amino acids. The record is from RefSeq and is a predicted model, not a curated record. Lineage: Eukaryota; Viridiplantae; Streptophyta; Magnoliopsida; Zingiberales; Musaceae. Gene Ontology annotation, biological process: protein phosphorylation. The transcript is spliced from 2 exons.